Molecule: messenger RNA, 6785 nt
Organism: Lottia gigantea (owl limpet)
Lineage: Eukaryota; Metazoa; Mollusca; Gastropoda; Lottiidae
Exons: 25
Coding region: 1-4392 (1463 amino acids)
Cellular component (GO): neuron projection
Source: RefSeq, a predicted model, not a curated record
AUGAAGACCACCAUCUGCCUUAGUUGUGCUUUAUCAAUAACAUUCCUUACACUUCUCUCAACAUGCCAAGGACAGAAAUUUACAGUUACGCCUAGUGGAACUUAUUAUGUCACUCGUAGCAAGCCAGUUACUCUAGAAUGUGAAGCCGAAAACGUAGACAAUAUGCAAUAUGCUUGUUCUAAGGAAAUGCACGAUUCCCAAUUAACUGUUGCUGGUCGCGUAUCAGAUGAUGGAACAGAAACACUGAAAGCUUCUUUGAAAGUUACUAAAGCAGAUAUACAAGGCUACAGUUCCAGAAGUCCAUUUUGGUGUGAAUGUGUUGGUGAUACUGACUCAGGAAAUCCUAUUAGAAGUCGACGAUCUGAAAUUAAGUCAGCAUUUUUAAAGAAGGAAUUUAAGACAGUCCCUAAGAGUAAAUCAGCACCUAUUGGUAGUAAAGUAGAAUUCUCUUGUGAAGGUCCAGCUGGCCAACCCUUCCCUAUGAUCUCAUGGCAUAAGAAUGGAAAAAAAGUUAACACACAAAAAGACAAAAACUUCAUCGUAAACGAUCGUGGUAUGUUGAUUAUUAGAAGACUAAGACAAAAAGAUUUAGGAGAGUAUACUUGUAUUGCCAGAAACAUUGCAGCCAAAAGAGUUAGCAGUCCAGCAACUUUGACCAUUGGAGAUGUUGUUGAAACAGUGAAUGACUUUGGGCUAUAUUCCGUGUCCUCUUUCUUGUCAGAUGCUUCUGUUGAAGAUAGAUUAGAAGCCUCUGAUGCUCCUUUAGAAGAUGGUCCAGUCUUUGAAAAGUAUCCCGAAUCUUUAUAUUACGCUACCAAGAAGAAACCCGCAGAAUUGACUUGUAGAGUCGUUGGUGCCAACAUUUUGACAGUCAGAUGUAACAGUCGAAGAUUAUUGGACACAGAACAAACGAAGCAAGAGAUGCCCUCAGCUCAGGGUAAGAUAAUGGAAACAACAUGGCCUGUGACGACUGAUGAUAUUAGAAGAUAUGGUAUUGAUGGCAGUUAUUCCUGUUAUUGUGUAGCCUGGUACGCUCUACCCGGUGCUUCUGGAUGGUUAAACAGAACCUCAUCUGUCGGAUAUAUCGAGCUUGCCUUUUUAGACGAUAAUUUCGCUGCCCAGCCACAGAGUCAAACUGUUGGAAUCGAUAGUUCUGUAACAUUUUCAUGUUCUGCUCCUAGAUCUAAACCACCAGCAGAGAUUCGUUGGUUUUUCAAUGGUCAACCAUUAGAUAUGAACAGUGGUAUAUAUGUGUUUGAUGAAACUAGCGGCAGUUUAACUUUAGAAUCUGUAACAUUAAGAGAUAAUGGUGAAUACCAAUGUGCAGCUUCCAAUGUAGCUGGUGUCAAAUACAGUGAUAUAGCCACUCUCACUGUGCAAGAUGGAUUUGUAAGAAAAGUUGAACCAACGCAAGCAACUGGAAGAAGACAGACCAUUCCCGUAGCAACAGUAGCACCAACUACACCAGCCAGAGCUCCAGGAGAGGCUUAUUUCAGUACACCAUUAGAAGACGUCUAUUACAUGACUCAAGAUAAACCUGCAAAAAUUACUUGUGGUGUUAAGAAUGCUGACAUGAUCACAUUUAGAUGUAAUCGUAGACGUUAUGAACAGGAUGAAAUUACCAAAGAUCAGGUCUAUAAUCAAGAAUCCAAUAAAUACGAUAUCACUUCAUUUAUUCAGGUUACAGCUCAAGAUGUAGCUAAAGCUAAUGGUGAAUAUAGCUGUAUUUGUACUAUGUGGUACACUGUGGGUGGUAACUGGGAAAGAACAGAAAGUGUAGAAGCCAAGGUUGAAGAGGCCUUCCUAGAAGAAGAAUUUGCAAUGGAACCAGUUGAUUCAGAAGUACGAGUUGGUGUUGCUGCCGAACUCGUCUGUUCCCCACCCUUUGGAGGACCUGAACCAGAGGUCUCCUGGUUAAGAGAUAAUGAACGAGUUGAUACUACAAGAGACGGUAAUGUAGAAAUCACAGUGGAUGGUAGUUUAUCUAUUCUAUCAAUGAGGAAGAAAUACGAGGGAAGCUACACCUGUGUUGCUAGUAAUGCUGCCGGUGUUCUGUACAGUCGACCUGCGAGAUUGACAGCUCUUGCAAGAACUGAAACAGUCACUGAUGCCAUCACAGAAUCCAUCUUAGUCGAUGUCAGUUCUACAGCCGAACCUCUCGACUAUACACCAUACUCCGAGCCGGAAAUCUCCAGCGAACCAGGUCGAGGUACUGCUCAUGGAUCUUCACCAAUGUUCUUAGAAGAACCUAAAACAACCUACUACGUUGUAAAGGGACAGUUUAUAACCAUUACUUGCCAAGCCAAGAAUGUUAUAAGAAUCGCCUUUAGAUGUAGUGGUAUGACGGUACCUAACUACCGAUAUGACAACAACCAGGUCUCCUCCAGCGAUAUGAUGAGUGUGUCCUUAGAAUUGAGUCGUGAAGACGUUGAAGGUUUUACUGAUGAUAAUUCCUGUGUCUGUGAUGCCUUUUAUUACAAUCAAGAUACCCAAGAAGAGGAUAAAAUCACCAGUAGUCCAGGUUUCAUCAACAUGGCCUAUAUUAAGAAACGAUUCCAGAAAAAUCCAGUAGAUUUAAGUACAAUGGAAGGAAUGAUGGCUGCACUACCUUGCACUCCACCAGAGGCUUUACCUAGACCAACUGUUCAUUGGUUAUUCAACGGUAAAAGAUUAGAUUCCAAAUUAGGCACCAAUAUUGUACAGCCUGAUGACAAUUCCUUGGUAUUUGUCAAUCCUACACAAGAUUUAGCUGGUGACUACACCUGUGUUGCUGAAAACGUCGCUGGUAAAAGAACUAGUAAUACUGCUCGAUUGACAGUGGAAGUUCCCAGAGGAGGUGGAGGUGUAGUGUUUCCAGAAACAACGUCCGAACCAAUCGGAGAACCAGAAAUAGCAACGUCAGAGCCAGAACCCGAACCGGAAGGAGAAGUUGGUUAUACCACACAUGGAGAUGACAUGCAUCACGGGCAUGGUCAGCAUGGCGGCCACGCUUACCCAAAAACAACUGAAGGUUAUUUUGUAACGUCCAUGAGAGGCAAUGAAAUUGAUAUUGGAUCUCAGCCGACUUAUUCUGAAGAAUCAGGGAUUAAUUCUUCGUCAAAUUUUCUAGAAAGUACUCCCGAGCCUAAAGAGGAUUCUGAUAAGUCAGUUGCUAUGGUAACUGGGGAAUCGGAGGUUAUGACUGAUUCCGUUUCCAUGACAACGAAAGAUAUGAUGGUCGAUGGUGCUAUGGGGGAGAAAGCUACUAAACCUCCUAUGGGCUCUGAAACCACAAAAGAAUCUCACAUGACAACCAGUUCUGAGGAAAUGGGGUCCAUUGUCACUGUUUCAUCUGGAAUGAAACCUAUGUCAAACGCUUCUAAAGACAUGCAACCAAUGGCGACCGAUUCCUCAGUUAUAAAAUCCAUGGCAACGGAUUCUACGGCAAAUCAACCAUUGGCAACUGAAAAUUCUGAAACUGAUAUGAGUAAUGAAAUCGAUUCUAUGAACCCCGAAGAAAAAUCAACGAAAAAACCUAAAAGAAUUAGACCCAAACCUACAUCCAAGAAGUUUAAAAAAUGUCAAGAAAAGAUGUCAGUUUGUAAUAGAUAUUUUACUGAACAAGUCAGACCUGCCGAAGAAAACCAGGACAUGGAAGCAAAAUGCCAAGCCGCAGCUGAAUAUUCUAUGUGUGUAGAUGAAUUUGUUGAUAAAUGUAAAAAUGAAAUCAAAGCUAAUGCUAUUAAUACUAUUAUAUAUACAAGAGAUCGUCUUACUAGUAGCUGUAGAGAUGACGUUGGUGUAGUACAUACAGAUCUUGGUCCAUAUGAAUCUUGUAAUGAACUUCAGAUGUGCACCAGGCAUUUAACAGAGGGAGAUUCUAUUUUUGAUAAUGUUCACUCUGCAUGCAAUUCCUUAACAUCUAUGUUAAUGUGUGGAGAUAGUGCUUUAAGUAAAUGUAGUAUUGAAAAUUCUGCUAAUGGUGAUACAUCAUUGUCUACUGUUGGUGAAUGGUAUUCUAAAUAUUGUAAUAAAGUUAUCAUGGAAAGAACCUCAUUUGUCACAUGUGAAAGUCUCAGACCAUGUAAUACACCAUUCAAUGCCUCAACCUCAGUGAAAGAUAUGUAUGAUGUUAACAAAUGGUGCCAAUACACACAUUCAGUUAUUAUCUGUACUAACAAUGCUCUAGAUAACUGUGAAUCGGAAGACAGAGAAGCAAUAGAAUCCGAUUUAAGAAUGUUACAAGCAGAAGCUUCUGAUAUCUGCCCUAGACCAGGGGCAUCAGAAGAAGUUAUUGAUAUUGGUACAAGUAAAGGUAAUGAUGGUAGUGGAGCAUCAACAGUAUUUUCAACGUCUUCCAUCUUCUUAUCAUGUGUUCAUGUAGUUCUCGUGUUUGUUCUAUCAUUAAGGUAGAGGGGUGCUUAAUUAGCUUGUUUAAUGAUUAGUAUUUGGUUAUUUUUGUGACUCCUUGCAGAACGUGAUUGCUACUAGAUUCAAAACGAUCCAGACGACAAGCUCUUGUGUCCAUUACGUCAUCGUUUUUUGCUUGUUACAUCAUCAUUAAAUGCCAUCUCUACUCUCUGGACUUAAUGGUCACAAGAGGCUAACGGAUAAGAUAACGUGCUAAUAUGAAUUUUGUGUUCCAUAUUCCUGUAUUGCCAGACAUUGAUUUUAUUUAUUUAAUGGGGUUAUUUAAGUGCAUAAUAAUAAUAAAAGAUACUCAUAACUUAAUAUCAUAAUGGAAAGAAAUGGUAGCAAAGGAAAACAGAAUGAUUGAACAGUGUAGGACAGACUGGAUUAAAGGAUGCCAUGUUAUUUGAACGACUACAAAUUUAAACCACAGGAAUUCUAUUUUUAUUGCCUUAACCACCUUAAGUCGCCGUUAUUGCUUGCCAUGUAGCGGCUCUGUUGUGCAAGAAAGCCACCGUGUGUACAUACAAAGGUUUUAGAUAAUUUUGUUCGUGUUGUUCAUAAUUCUUUUUAAUCACUGUGUUUGUACAGUUUUUUUUAACGUCCAUAAUUUUUUUCCUUGUGGUGUCUUGCGGUUAAUCUUCCGGAAUUUCUGCAUUGUUACACAAUUAUGCCUUUUGAUACCUUUUAUAUUGAACUCUUCUAGUCAAGUGGAGCUCUUGGGCCGUAAUCAUUUUUUGAGAUCAGGAACAAAAAAGCAAACACGAACUGAGCUGUCUUCACCGAAGUCAAACUACAGAAAAUAUUCAUUCAAACCUGGGCAUAAUAGUGCCACAUAGUCGUUCAUUCACUGUAAAAGCAAUAGAACGUUUAACGUCAUUCAGCCUUGAGCAACCUUUCAAUUACGUCUUUUUAAACCCUACCUCAAGAGCUCCCACAUAAGAAAAUUCGUCAUUUUUGUACCUUAAAAUUAUAAUUAAAAAACUACUUAUAUAAAUAAUAUAUUUCCUUUUUUUGUAAAUAUUCUUUGAUAUUUGACGUAGUUGGUAGAGAAUAUUUGUUAUCAUUGAAAUUAUAAAUAAUAACAUAAUGCAUGAUUUAAUAUAAUAAUUAUAAAUAACUUAUAUAAGUUUGAUAUUCAUUUUGUAAAGAAAUAUCUUUGAAAUAUAAUUUUGAUAAUGGGCGUACGAGGACUACUUAAAUCCAUCAAAUCAAGAAUUUAAAACAAAAUGACAAAAAACCUUUGCAAUUAUUGAAAAUUUAAACCUUUCGUUUUGGUGUUUAUGGAAAUAAAUUCAGUCUAGGCAAUAAACAAAUUCAGUUUAGAACAAAUUCAGUCUAGGCAAUAAUCAAAUUCAGUCUAGACAAUUAACAAAUUCAGUCUAGGCAAUAUAUUAUUCAGUCUAGGCAAUAACCAAAUUCAGUCUAGGCAAUUAAUUCAGUUUAAGCAAUAAACAAAUCCAGUCUAAGCAAUGAACAAAUUCAGUCUAGGCAAAAAAUUCAGUUUAAGCAAUGAACAAAUUCAGUCUAGGCAAAUAAUUCAGUUUAAGCAAUGAACAAAUUCAGUCUAGGCAAAAAAUUCAGCCAAUUCAACUCGUAUGCCUAUAGAGAUUUCUUAUGUUUGUUUGUUGGUACAGCUUAAUUUUGACUUUAGAACACUGUAGAUUUGAUAAAAGUAAUGCUUUAGUUGAUAACAUCGGAAACAAUUUUUUAUGACGAAGGUAAAUAUACAUUAUAGAAAUAUCAGGCAUGUAUCAGGCACAGCUCCAUGUUCUUUGAAUAGCCAAUCAUGUGAAAGAGAUGCCUCUAUGUGAAUGCCUUUCAAUGUUAAUGCCUUUCAUGUGAGUAUGGAGCUUAACAGUUACCCAAUCGUUCCAAAGCAACUUGUUAUGCAAAUCUAUUAUGUGCCUUAUUCAAUAUUCAUGAAACUUGCCUUUUGUAAAUUCUAAUAAAUUUUCUUUUAAAUAUGGAUACUUUAAAGAAAGCAAUACUGCAACACUAAAUAUCACACUGUAGCUUGUCUGAAAUGAAAUGAAACCAAGCCAAAAAUUAAGUGUAAUUUUUAGCUUUCAGGGAAACAUUGGCUGAAACUAUCUUUUUGUCCCCAGGAAUAUGGCAGGGAACCAGACGAGGCAGUAUACUCAAAUUUCAGAAUUCCAGGAUGGUUAUGGAUCAGACUUAUUUCAAUUGCUACUUGGAACAAUUGGGGUAAUUAGGUCACUGUUAAUAACAUAAUUUCAUUGUUAAUUGUUAUUAGCCUGAUAUUCUAUAAAAGUCUUUACAUUCUGAUUAGAGAUUGACACUGAUAGAUCAUGUCUUCUUCAACUGCUGAAUUAUUUGGUAUGAUUUCAAUGUCUUCAGUGUAGUUGUGUUUUUCUAAUAAAGCGAUUUGUGUU